AUGACCUUCAAACAUAAGCCAAGUGCCACAUUUACUACCGGGAUGACUUUAACAAUUUUUUCCGGCAUUUUCCACAAUCCGUUGCUUCGUUUUAUUCUGUUCUACUCCCUCUUCUUUCUUUUCUUUUUCGAUAUUUUUUUUACUUUUGCCUUUAUUUUGACUUCUUUCUUUCUCCUUUUUCUUCUUCUUUCCAAACGCUCCUUGUCUCUGUUUCUCUCUCUCUCUCUCUCUCUCUCUCUCUUCGCUUUCCUCUCUUUCAUUCUCUUCUUCUUACGAUCUAGUCAUAUCUAUCUCAGUGUGUUCAUAUCUAUCUGUCUGUCUAAUCUAUCUAUCUAUCUAUAUCUUAAUCUGUUCUUAUCUAUCUAUCUCAAUCUUAUGUUCAUAAUCUAUCUGUCUAUCUAUCUAUCUAUCUAUCAUGCGCACACCAUUUCAUCCUUUCUUUAUUUUUUAUUAUUUCCUUUGACGACGCCCUUCUCUUGCUCUUUCUUUCUCUUUUUAUCUCUUUCUAUAACAUCAUUCAAUCAUUCUUUCUUUUCUUUUUUAUUUCUUUAUGCGAAUUCAUUCUUUUGUUCUUUCUCUUCCUUCUCAUUUCUUUCUAAGAAUUCAUUCUCACAUUCUUUCCAUUCUUUUUUUUUUAUUUCUUUCCUUAACUUCCAUUGCUCUUUCUUUCUCGAAAUUUUUACUUUUUUCUAA
This is a messenger RNA of Acanthosepion pharaonis, 693 nucleotides long. The record is from the annotation of a GenBank genome assembly. NCBI's taxonomy places the organism in Eukaryota, Metazoa, Mollusca, Cephalopoda, Sepiida, Sepiidae.